GAGAGAGAGAGAGAGAGAGGUUGUGGUUCGAGAGAGGGUGUGUCUACGAGGAAAGCGAAGCGAGGGUUUUCUCUCGAUGGAGAUGCUGAGAUUUGAGAGAGAUUUGAGAGAGAUUGGGCUCUAGGGUUUCCUCUCGAUCUCCAAAGGGGACAACUUUGGUGAACUCUUAUUAGACAUACCAACACUUGUUCAUAUGAAGUGACGACCUCGAAUGUGUUUUUGGAUGGAGUAACUGCAUAUGAUUGAGGGUUCUACUUUUUCAAUCUGUUGUAUUCCCCAAAAUGACACUAGAGGAUUUCUUUACUCUCACUGAGAUGAAGAAUGGGCUAGCAACUCUUGCUAGAGUUGAAGAACUUAUUGCUGUUAUGCAAAGGCCAGUGGAUAUUGUUAUUACCAGUAUAGGCAGUAUUGGUGAUGCAGCAAGACAGUGGUUGACUGUUGCAGGAACCUUAUCUGCUACUGAUAACAAUGACUGUCUUCAUCAUUUUGUCAAUUUGAAUGGCGUCUACUUUCUCAACCAAUGGCUUCAGGAAGCCAUGAAGUGCAGUAGUGAUGCUGGUGAUAGUUCAGUUGAGGAAUUGAUGAUAGCAUUACUUGGAUCACUUGCGAGGCUCCCAAUUGACAAGGAAAAGUCAAUUGCUUCUGGAAUUCAUAGGACUGUUGAAUGUUUUCUUGGGCAUAAAAACCUUGACAUAAAGGACAAGGCGAGGGAAUUACUUGAUCAAUGGAAUCCUGUGAGGAUUGAUGACACGGGAUGUCAAAACAUGGAUCUCAGUGGGGCAUCCGUAAGUGAUAUUUUCAAACCUGCAGCUGAUGAGAGCAAAGUCAAGAGCAGUUCUGAUGUGGCAAUUCCAGAAGGGAUUUCCUCAUCCAAAGCAGAGGGUGAGAACGUGGGUUUGAAAGCAGGAUCUGCUGGUGAUGAAUCUGAACAGUCAAAUGUUACUGGAUACCCUGACAACAGCCAUAAAGAUCAUACUUUGCCUGCAAACUCUUUCAACUCAACAGAUGCAAAUGAUAUUUCAACGGAUAUGAAUUCAUUGGCCUCCUCCCUUGUGUCAAAUUCUUGUCAGAAUAACUUCCCUAUUGCACAGGAGUCAUCUAUUUGCCCUGCAGCUAAUAUAGCCACAACUGGCACCUGUGGAUCUAUUGGCAAGGAAAGAAAUUUUGAUGGUCAAUCAAAUGCUUCUAUGCGUACAGAUGUUGGUGAUGGCACCAUAGAAAUGGAUGUGGUGCUUAGCACAAGGGAAAGCAGUCAGAAGAACUGCAAUAGUUUAUCUUUAGAUUUAUCUGCUCAGAAGCCAACGGCAGAAUUGGUUGAGAAUUCUGGUCUGAAAAAGAGCAGUUCUUGUAUAUCUGAACUUGCAGUAUCUCAAGCAAGGGAGCCUGUUGAUUGUGGGUCGCGAAAGUAUAUAAAGGACUUCAAGCCACAUCUUCCUAAAGCUUCUCAAAGUUUGUCCACUAAAGGAAUUGGUGAAAAGGUGGUGGUUGAUGUUCUGGAAACUUCUUGCAUUUUGAAGGAUGUUGUUAGGAGCGAAGGUGAUGCUGUGAACCUUGAAGAUUCCAAAUCGGCAGAGAACAAGUUAGGUUUCGAGACGGAUGGAGCGAUAGAUAUGGAGCUUGAAUAUGGGGAAAUUGAUGCGUUGGAAAUUGCCCGACAAAUUGCAAGAAAAGUGGAACAUGAGGUGGUUAAUUACAGAGAACCAUAUUGUAGUUCUUCUCCUGAGAUCUGUUCUUCUUCAGAAGGUAGGCAGGAUCAAUUAGCCAUCAGUGAUCAAGAUGCAGAUGGACUACCAAAUGGAAAAUUGAAGGAAGCUUCAAAAAGUUCUGAGGAUGUUAGCAGUGAUCUUGAUAAGGAUGUACAUGAUACGGAAUCAUUGAUGGCGGUGGAUGAAGAACCUGUUAGUCACAGUGACAACAGUAGAAUCAACUUUGAUCUCAAUGCAGAAUUUUCUACCGAGGAAAAUAAUUGCUCAGUGAAUAUCAUCGAUGAGAAUCCAUUUAUUUUGCCUGCACCUAAACCUGUUGUUGCUACCUCAAAAAUAACAUCAGGUUUGCCGGUGACCCCACUACAUUUUGAAGGUGAAUCUGGUUGGAAAGGUUCUGCUGCCACUAGUGCUUUCCACCCUGCACCUUCACGGAAGACUCCAGACAGUGAAAGGACAUCUUCUGGUUCAAAACAGAAACAUAAAAUCGUCGACAUUGAUUUGAAUGCAGCUGGGAGUGAGGAUGAUGAGGUGAUCAAUCAAGCAUCAGCAAAACAUCCUACUGGUGAUUCUUCAAUCGAAGUCACUUCUAGGAGCACAGAGAGAGUUAACCUAGAUUUGAACAGCUCAAUAAACAAUCCAAUUCAUCAACAGAUUGCUGUGCAAAGCGUGUCUCCAUCAUCAUCAUCUUCUUCGAGAUUGCCAUUAAUGAGAGAUUUUGACUUGAAUGAUGCCCCAUCUUUAUUCACUCUGGCCGGUUCUCAAAACCUUAACAAGUUACCUGUUGUGAAUGCCUCUAGGACAUGUCAAAGCUCAAUACGUGAUAGUUGUGACAUACCGACCAUGAGUUCAAGAGUGAUUGUGGAACCGCAGAGCUAUUCUGACCGAACACAUCAGACCCUGCCAACCACUGCUUAUGGAUACAAUGGAUUUCUAUCGAAGCCUGCCAUGUCUGGCACUGCAUUAUACAGACCUCAGAACAUCCCGUACCAUGACUCCAGUGGGACAACAUUGAUACCGAGGUGGCUCAACUCCGGAGCUUCUAGCUCAUAUCCUAUGCUCACAAUCGGUGAACCCUCAAACUUGGAUGAGCAAGGGCCUUCUCGACCUUCUCUGGAUUUGAAUUCCUGUAUGGAGAUUAGUUCCAAACCAGGUAGCUCUAAUCAAUUCUAUCAAUUCUUGGAAGAACACUCAACUGCUUCGCGGCCUGAGAGUUCUUCAGGCAUGACAGCACACAAACGCAAAGAACCCGACUCUUCUGGGUAUGAGACUUACCCAUUAGACGGUAAACAGGUGAUGCCAUCCUGGUUAUAGAUAAUUUCCCGCAACGUCAAGAGCUCUUCACUUCAAAUAUCAUUUGGAGUUCAUGAAUCAUUCAAAGCUAAGAAUGACCCGUAAAAGAUUCGGUGCAAUUGUUCUAAUAUGUUCUUACUUGUUUUAGUAUACUGGGUGAUUGCAGCAGGUGGAACAUUGGAUGGUGCAAUUCUCUUGUAAUUGUUGAGUAAGAAAUUUAUCUUUGGUGUUGAGGUUUUGAUUAUA
Molecule: messenger RNA, 3242 nt
Organism: Dioscorea cayenensis subsp. rotundata (Guinea yam)
Lineage: Eukaryota; Viridiplantae; Streptophyta; Magnoliopsida; Dioscoreales; Dioscoreaceae
Exons: 2
Coding region: 282-3017 (911 amino acids)
Source: RefSeq, a predicted model, not a curated record